Messenger RNA from Hyaloperonospora brassicae, 915 nucleotides. Lineage: Eukaryota; Oomycota; Peronosporomycetes; Peronosporales; Peronosporaceae. The record is from the annotation of a GenBank genome assembly.
AUGAUCGACGAAGACUCCAUGUCGGUCGUCAUCACGGCGUGCAAAGAAGUCGAGAGCGACUCGACGCUCGAGCGCGACGACCGCGACGCCAAAGGCCAUGGCAAGGGCCACACGUACACCAUGUACACGGUCUUUGUGCGCAACGUGACGACCGGCGGCAAGUGCGUUGUCCGACGGCGGUACUCGGACUUCUACAAGCUGCGCAAGGAGCUCACGGAGCUCGUGUCGUGGGGCCACUGCAGCGCCUGCGACCACUACCAGCAGCAGAUUGCCGCGUACCCGUUUCCCCGUCGACGUCUCUUGCGCUCGAGUCGCGCGGCCGUCGUGAAGGAGCGCAUGGACAGUCUCGGCCUGUUCCUGCGGCACUUGCUGCUGUGCAUUAUGGCGCGCAGCUUCGAGAGCUGUUCGCAGGCGUCCGAGAACAUUGAGCGCUGCAUCUUGACGUCGUUCUUGCAGAUGGACUCGAGCGAGAGUCUGUUUGCGACGACGGCGUCCAAGCAGCGGCCUAUUGAGAUGUUGCAGGCGAUGGAGGAGAAGCGGCAGCAGCAGAUCAAGGCCGCAGGACUCCGCACAAAGACGUUGGCGUACCCGACGCCGUCGGACCGAACGGAGCGCUCGACGCUGGCUCGGAACCAGCACCAGGUCGGGACCGACACGUGCCACCUCUGUCUGCAAAAGUGGACGCACUGCUAUUGCAACAGCGACCAGGACAGCGUGUACGCGGUGCAGAGUGGUCCGGCAGUGCACGACGCCGAGGGCAUUGCCGAGUCGGCACUGGACGACCCGAGCGCCUCUGCGGGGGACAGUGACGACGCCAGUCGAUGCAGUCGGUGCGAGAACGACUGGAACCACUGCUUCUGUUCGCAGCAGCUGUCCCCCACGGCGUCGUCAGUGUGUACGGACACGGAGCUAUAG